This is a messenger RNA of Chelonia mydas (Green sea turtle), 5129 nucleotides long. It is a transcript of the gene ATG10, whose product is annotated as autophagy related 10. Gene Ontology annotation, biological process: protein lipidation; macroautophagy; protein modification by small protein conjugation. NCBI's taxonomy places the organism in Eukaryota, Metazoa, Chordata, Testudines, Cheloniidae. Bases 113 to 844 code for a protein of 243 amino acids. Gene Ontology annotation, cellular component: intracellular anatomical structure. The record is from RefSeq and is a predicted model, not a curated record. Gene Ontology annotation, molecular function: Atg12 transferase activity. The transcript is spliced from 8 exons.
GCUUGGGCGCAUGCGCAGCAGGCUGCGUUGGUGUCCCUGGCCUUGCCUCUGUAACCCGUGCCUGAGCCGGGCCGUUCCCAUGUGGACCGGGGGGGGGGGAGGAACCUGCUGAAUGUCCCCACCGGAGACUGGCAGCAGGCGGCGGAGGGGCGCAGUGCUGUCAGCGAUGUCACUUAACUUGGAUUCUGAAGAUGACUUCUGUUUGGAAGAAAAUAGAUUCAAGCAGUAUUGUGCAGAGUUCAUUAAACAUUCACAGCAAAUAGGAGAUGAUUGGGAGUGGAAAAGUAUAAAGGACUUUCCUGAUGGUUAUAUGAGUAAAACACACUUCCAAAUGAAAAAUGGAAAUACCUCAUCAAUUUUCAAGGACAGCACUAAGGAGAGUGAUGAGCAAAUACUGACACACGUUGAGGAAGCCCUGGAUGAUUCUCAAGUAGCUGGAAUCUGUGCAACAUCAGAAGUGAUUCGUUAUGAGUAUCAUGUCGUGUAUUCCAGCAGCUACCAAGUACCAGUGCUUUACUUUAGGGCAUGCUUUUUAGAUGGAAGACCUUUAACUCUGGAUGAAAUUUGGGAAGGGGUUCAUGAAUGCUACCGGGCUCGUCUACUGGAGGGGCCUUGGGACACCAUUACACAACAGGAGCACCCAUUACUUGGUCAACCAUUCUUUGUCCUUCAUCCCUGCCGGACUAAUGAAUUCAUGGCUCCUGUAUUGGCUAAUUCACGAAGAGAGAACAGGAAUAUAAACUACAUUACAUCAUGGCUGAGUAUUGUAGGCCCAGUUGUGGGGCUAAAUCUACCUCUGAGUUAUGCAAAACUAGUGUCUGAACAGAAUACAAAAGCAGAUUAAAUCUAAAGGCAUAGCAGACUUGUUGAUAAUACCCCUUCCAGUCAUGACUAUUCUAUACUAUUGACCUGAGAUAAUCAUUGUUCCUAAGAUUACAAGUUCCACAAAACACUGCCCUGGAGCAUUACUGUGAGUACGGUCUUUCUGUCCAUGUGACAGCAUUAGAUAAAUUAACUCAUGGAAUAUAAUUAAAGACAAAGGAAGUUCAACUUGUAUAAUUUAUUAAUGCAGUUACUCAUAUGAGGCCACACCUCACCAGUCUCAAGUUAUGCUAGCUAAGUAUGAAGUUAGUCCAACAGAAUGGACCCUCACCACCCUUCUGUUCAGUCAAAGUUCCUUUACAGACCUGAUUUUUUCUGUUUCAUCCAAGCGUUACAAAGAAAUGGGGUUGUCAUGUGGACUGAGAAAUCGACAUUCAGUUCCUUUUAGACGCAACAGUCCCCAUUGUACAACAUAGUUUUUCCUCUUUCAUUUAUCAUUGUAAAGAAGACCCAGGAUGAUUUGGAAAAAGCAUGGCACAUUGUCUUUGAUUUCAGAUCUGUCCUUGAAGAGGUAAGCCCAGGCACAUGCCACAUGGGUAGCUGCACCGGUGACUUUUUUUUUCAGUACAUUCUUCCCACUAUACUUCCAGGAGCACUCUUUGCCAAUAACACCCUAUGCCUGCUUUGAAAGGCAAACUGUUUCCAGUUUCUGAAGCCCAUUCAUGUCCAGCUGAUAAACCCCUUCUAAAUCCCAGCGGAGUAAUAAUGAGCACCUUGCUGCUGCCCUCACAGUUUUUAGAUACUAUGAUAAUAGAUACAAAAUGUUAAGAUAAAUAGGAGGGUUACAGCAACUGGGAGAGUUGGACACAUAGAUGAGUGAUCUGGCAAAACGCAUCAUACAUCUCUUAACUUUGUUUAUUUAGCACGAAUAAACAACUAAAAAUUCAGAUCAUUAAGAUGGUUAGUUCAAAAAUCCUCUGUAUUUUGGCUAAGAUGUCAUCAGUAAUAAAAAACAUUUCGUAUAAGUAAUCUAGUGACCUUCUAAAACAUUUAACACGUUUGCUCACAAAAAUCGUAUCUAAUUUCAAAAUUAGAUCAAUCACCAGUGCUAUAUUUUAUUUUAUUUGGCAAGUACGUUCCAAAACACCUAAGUUUUUGGCAGCAUAGGUUAUUCUUUAAGUUUUGCAAAACUGCUACAGAAGAGUUUUCAAUUAUAAAGCAGUUUUAAAUCUCCUUAAGUUUCUUGUCUGAAAUCUGGAAAGAAAUAUUGAGAAGCCUACUACUGGAGACUCUUUCUUAAAGGAAGCCACCAAUACUUGCCUUUGAUUACAAGAAUCAGAGAAUGUAACCAGCCCCAUGUGCUCAAUUGCAGUUUGCCUUUGGUUUCCUGUAGGAGGCAGGAACACUGUUCUAUAUAUGUAUGCUUCUUUUUUGCAUUCAGGCAUAAUCUGCUCCAGUAGAAAGUUUGGUUUUGCUUUGGUUAUGGAAGAAAUAUUCUUGAGUCAAAUUAUGUUCUCAUUUUCAUCAGUAGUGACUGCACUGAUUUCAGUUUACACUGGACAACAUUAGAACAAGUCAAGUAACGUAAAUUAAUCCCUGUUCUGACUCCGUUGAUUUCAUUGACAUUUUUCCGGGAAUGAAUUUGGGGCAAUAGUUCUUUCCCAGUUAGCACAGCUGUGAUUCAAAGAGUUAUUGUAGACUUUUACAUUUCAACGUAUAUUACACAGAAUUUCAGUCCCAACAAAAAAAUAUUGAGUAACUUCUGUUUCAUUAUAACACAACCUGAAAUGUGAAGUUCCUACUGGCUCCUAUCAUAGAAUAUCAGGGUUGGAAGGGACCUCAGGAGGUCAUCUAGUCCAACCCCUUGCUCCAAGCAGGGCCAAUCCCCAAUUUUUGCCCCAAAUCGCCCCCUCAAGGAUUGAACUCACAACCCUGGGUUUAGCAGGCCAAUGCUCAAACCACUGAACUAUCCCUACCCCCAUUCUGUCAUCUAAAAAGUCUAGCUUUUAUGGUAAUGUGUUAUGUAUCUUGUAAAAGACACAGUUUUUAAAAAUGUUUUUGUGAUUCACCCCCUUAGCAAUAAGAAAGGGAAGUCAUAACAAGUGCUUACCAGCUGGAAGAGAAAGAUACAGCUAGAAGUUCCUACUGCCCACUUUAGGGCUGCAGCUGCUUGACUGCUAAAUUUAAAAGACCAGCUUGAGAAUAGCAUUCUGGGAAAGUACUGCUGGGGAGUGUUAGUGGGAAUAGGAAAGUGCUGUGCUUAUCUCUGUUAGGCCCUAUUUUUCAUUAGGCUGUUACCAAGUUUUGUUUUUUUAAACUCCAAGGUAACUUUCACUUAAGCAUUCAAGGGACUGAUAAAACUGUGACUUACUAGGGAGAAUUUUUAACUGAAGGUUAGAGAGCCAUUCACUUGUUUGAUAAGAGGAUGAUGUUUAUAGAAGAUCUUAUUGAACACCUUUCCCUAUUUUCAAGCCUGUCAGAACACAACCUCCCUUUCUGCAGCACCAGUGGAUUUUUAUGUUGUGGUAACUUUGCUAGAGCAACAUCCUGCGCUUAAUUCACCCUGGAGGGUCAUGUCUGCAGGAGAGCAGGCAGUUCGCUCCUCUGUGGUUGCUCUCCCUAAACCACACCAGCAGGCACUAGAUAGGGGUAGACACAAAUUCAGUGCCUCAUUUGCCCAUGUCCCCUUUUCCUAGUCAUUGCUGGCCAGCUUCAGGCUCAUUGGCAGAGCAGAGUCUGUGCCAGUGGUGUAGCUAGGAGUGGAAAUUUGGGUAGGUCCCAAUUUAUGGUGGAUGGGCAAUGACCAAAGUUCUGAGAUCACAGCAAAUCAUUUAUUUUGCAUAUUACUAUACUAGAUAUAUAUUAUUAUUGCAUAUUAUAUUUAUUUUAAUUCUGGGGGGCCAAGAUUGUAGGAUGCAGAGAAGGAAUUUGAGUGCAGGGAGCCCAGGGACUGAGCUUGCCAGUGGAGACGGGCAAUCCCCACAGCCUUUGGGUUGUCAGGGCUGGGGGUGCUGGUUAGCACCUGUGCAGAGCCAGGCUCACCAACGGGCUGCAGGGCUCCUUGGUGUGCAUGGGGUGGUACCGUUGUCGGCGAAGGCAGGCACGCAGGCAUGUGGACGUCCUGGCUGUGCUGGAAGAGUGCCCAUUAAUAGUUCUGCCCUUGGGCCCAGAAUUGCUGUCGGCAGGCCUGGACUCGGCUGACACCAAAGUUGUUUGGAACCCGGAGAAGUUUGCAGCCCUGGGUGGAGGCAGGGAUGGGGCCAGCUAUGGUGUUCUGCAGAUGGACCAAGAGCCAACUUCUCUUAGCCAAGUCUCCCUGAACCUCAACCACAUGGACAUUGGCUUCUGCAUUCACACAGGCUCAGAUUUGGGUGGGCCUGGGUGCUAAUUGGGUAGGCCGUGUGGUCCACCCAUGCCCACCCCUUGUGAGAAAAUUUUCACCACCAGUGAUCUGCAUUGCUGGGUUACACCGCUGGAAGCUGGCUGAAUCAACCUCCCAUCCCCUCAACUUCAACAUGACACUUUAGUGUACAGCACCUUGAAAUGCAGAGGGAAAAGCUCAUGUUGCUGGCUGUGCUCCAUAUUUGAUGCUUCCUCCACCUCCAGAGCCAACAAGAGCCCAAAGCAGGGUGGCACACUGGUUGAGCAUGUGUGGGAAAAGAUUUGGCAAACUGUAGAAAUGAGCUAAUCCUUUUUCUCUUUGCACCUGAUCCAAAAUAAAAUCCUGAACUGUUACUAGUAGAUUAUAGCCAAGCUUUACUUGGCCCGGGGAAGAUUGAGCCAGAUGCUGGAGAUACUGUUCUCCAAGUAUCAUAAGGUUCAUUCUCUCACAUCCUAAAGUUAGCUGUCACUUGCCUACUGUGGUCAACCAUCUGCUUUAAUAUUUAUAUAUGCCCUGCUUUAUGAAGCAGGAACAUUGACUAGUGUUGAUGAAAGAAUCACACAGCAAAGCGGAACUAGUUCUUUCUUCUCCAGGCUCCUCUCUGCUGUAUUUCUAUUGAUUUCUGGUUUGGGGGAUUUGGCUUUUAUAGCGGGUGGUUGUAAGAUUUAUAAAGUGAAAAGCCAUUUGUAUAGGAAGGUCAAAUAUCUGAGUUACUCUUUAAGUUAUUUGGGCUUUGACUUCCUUUCCAGAGCAUCUUUUAUUCCAAAUAACACAAGUCAGAGCUCCUCCAAGCUGGUAGAAUACACAAAUGUGUUCUCUGGACAAAUCCUGACGCCAUUUGCUGACUCACCCUUUUGACGUGUCGGUUUAGUCUGUAUAACCUAAUAGCAUGGGUUCAUUAAACAAAUUAAAAUUCAACUUGAAA